Messenger RNA from Aspergillus eucalypticola CBS 122712, 2163 nucleotides. Its product is annotated as putative GTPase NOG2. The coding region runs from base 80 to 1762 and encodes 560 amino acids. The transcript is spliced from 3 exons. Gene Ontology annotation, cellular component: nucleolus. Gene Ontology annotation, molecular function: GTP binding. The record is from RefSeq and is a predicted model, not a curated record. Lineage: Eukaryota; Fungi; Ascomycota; Eurotiomycetes; Eurotiales; Aspergillaceae.
AUUUCUUUUUUGUGACACUUUAUACUUGAUAUUUUUCAUAUUAUUCUUCUUCAAGGUGCCUUGAGCGCUUACUUGCACAAUGGGUACCUUCAAGAAGGAAGCCACUCGUAAAGAGCGGCAGGGGAAGACUGGAGAUGGCAUGGGGAACGUCCGUGUAAAGGGUGAAAACUUUUACAGAGAUGCGAAGAAGUUGAGGACCUUGAAUAUGCUCAAGGAUGGUAAACCCCAACGUAACGCUGAAGGAAAGAUCACGAAGGCUGCUUCGUACCAGUCUCGAGACGCCCCCGUCGCUAGGAUUGAACCCAACCGUAAAUGGUUUGGAAACACCAGAGUGAUCUCGCAAGAGGCUCUGUCCUCUUUCCGUGAGGCGGUCGCUGAGCGUGCCUCUGAUCCGUAUUCCGUCUUGCUCAAGACCAACAAGCUUCCCAUGAGCCUGAUCAGAGAUGACAAGGGUGUGAAUGGGCUGAAGCAGCACCAGGCCAAGAUGGCCAUCGAGAACAACCCCUUCAGUGACACCUUCGGGCCCAAGGCUCAGAGGAAACGUGUCAAGUUGGGUGUCUCGUCGCUUGCGGAUCUGGCUGGCGAGACCGCCAAGAUGCACGACGCCUUUGUUGAGAAGUCGGACCAUGCUACUUAUGAAGAUGGUACUAUGGUGGUGAACGGUGAUGAUGUCGCAGUAGAGGAAGACUCUAGUGUCGCGCCCAUCGCGAAGGAGGCUGUCUUCCUCAAGGGACAGAGUAAGCGUAUCUGGAACGAGCUCUACAAGGUCAUCGAUUCCUCCGAUGUUGUCAUCCAUCUCCUUGAUGCUCGUGAUCCGGAGGGUACACGGUGCAAGAGUAUUGAGAAGUACAUCCGAGAGGAGGCUCCUCACAAGCACUUGAUUUUCGUCCUGAACAAGUGCGAUCUCGUACCUACAGGUGUGGCGGCUGCUUGGGUUCGCCACCUUUCUAAGGAUUAUCCUACCCUGGCUUUCCAUGCUUCUAUCAACAACUCCUUCGGAAAGGGCUCGUUGAUCCAGCUACUGAGACAAUUUUCUUCUUUGCACUCGGACCGGAAGCAGAUCUCCGUGGGAUUCAUUGGAUACCCCAACACUGGAAAGUCUUCCGUCAUCAACACCUUGCGCAAGAAGAAGGUGUGCACUGUGGCUCCUAUUCCGGGUGAAACCAAGGUGUGGCAGUACGUUACCUUGAUGAAGAGGAUCUACCUCAUUGAUUGCCCUGGUGUUGUUCCUCCAAACCCGAAUGACUCUCCUGAGGAUAUUCUUCUCCGUGGUGUCGUCCGUGUGGAGAACGUAGAGAACCCUGAGCAGUACAUUCCAGCUAUUCUCAAGCGUGUUCAGCCCAAGCAUUUGGAGCGUACCUACGGUAUCAAGCGCACUGACGACCCCAUCGAGUUCCUCAGUCUCCUCGCCCGCAAGGGUGGUCGCCUCCUCCGUGGUGGAGAGCCUGAUCUCGACGGUGUUGCCAAGAUGGUCAUCAACGAUUUCCUUCGUGGAAAGAUCCCUUGGUUCACUGCCCCCCCUCACAACUCUGGCGAGGAGGGCGAGAAGAUUGAAGGACGUGAAGGUCGCCUCGGUGAAAUGAGCCGCAAGCGGAAGCUUGAUGAGACCGCUCCUGAGGCUGCCGAUACCACUGAAGCCGCUGAGAAGCAAGAGUCUGGCUCAGGAGAUGAGUUCGAGGGCUUUGACGAGGAAGAUGAUGAUAACGACUCGAUCGCCAAUCUCGAGGUUAGCGACGAGGAGAGCGGAGCAGAGGAAGAUUAAACAAAAGAUCUACUCUGAAUUACUUUCAACACCUCGCGGAUCGCCGAUCCGCCCGUCAGUAACCCAUUGACCUUGGGCCCAUGUCGUCGCCCUUCCAACGGGAGCGGAACCGACAGUCACGCCAUGCCCGACCGAUCAUCGGGCCGCUGACAAAAAGCUGUAUGGCCCACUGGCAUCCUUGACGAUGCAGAUCGAUCGGAGGUCGGAACGCCACCGAGCAUAUCCAGUCCAGGCCUGGUUUCACACGGCCUUGCUGACAUGCCACCUGGACAGCUUGCCUGCCAGUACAUGUCAACCCAUGCAGGAAAGACCGGGAUCCGAGCCAGCCAUCCCUCGGCCCCACUGCUUUUACUUUUAGAUACCCGCAUAGUGCUGAGAAGCAUAGCAUCAAAUCAAGAGAG